AAAAUGGGCAGGGCAACCAGUUCUUCUUCAUCGUCUAUCGAGAGCAGCAACCACUUUGCUUUCUCAAGCACUGGUGCUUCUGCUUCUUCGCAGAGGGACCUUAGCACUGAUCUUCAGCUUGGUCUUAGCAUUUCAACCUCUCCUCCUUAUGGAAGGGAGCAACCAUCGGAUUGGCCACCAAUCAAGCCGCCGCUAAGGCAGGCGCUUGCAGAAGAAGAAAAUGAGUGUGACAGUGCAACUUUCUUUGUUAAGGUUUACAUGGAUGGGAUUCCUAUUGGCAGAAAACUGGACCUGUUGGCUCACGAGAGUUACUAUGACCUAAUAAGGACUCUCCAGCACAUGUUCAACACAAACAUUAUCUGGGCUGAGGCUGAGGUGGAUGGAGAUCAUUAUGAGAAAUAUCAUGUGCUAACAUAUGAAGACAAGGAAGGGGACUGGAUGAUGGUCGGUGAUGUUCCUUGGGAGAUGUUCUUGUCAGCUGUGAGGAGAUUGAAGAUCACCAAGUGCUGAAUUUUGAUACAAAAUCUCUCUGAUUCU
Molecule: messenger RNA, 537 nt
Organism: Durio zibethinus
Lineage: Eukaryota; Viridiplantae; Streptophyta; Magnoliopsida; Malvales; Malvaceae
Product: auxin-responsive protein IAA30-like
Biological process (GO): regulation of DNA-templated transcription
Cellular component (GO): nucleus
Source: RefSeq, a predicted model, not a curated record